Molecule: messenger RNA, 2694 nt
Organism: Labeo rohita (rohu)
Lineage: Eukaryota; Metazoa; Chordata; Actinopteri; Cypriniformes; Cyprinidae
Gene: rabgef1
Product: RAB guanine nucleotide exchange factor (GEF) 1
Exons: 10
Coding region: 92-1741 (549 amino acids)
Biological process (GO): vesicle-mediated transport
Cellular component (GO): cytosol; endocytic vesicle
Molecular function (GO): guanyl-nucleotide exchange factor activity; DNA binding; zinc ion binding
Source: RefSeq, a predicted model, not a curated record
GCCCCGCCCACACAACCCAUACACCAGUCGCAAGGAUAUGAUGUAAUUGUGACCCUUGAGAAGAGACCGCUGACGAGACAAAAGGGACACAAUGAGUCAGCGAUCAGAGCGACGGGGGAUCCAUGUGGACCAAUCAGAACUGCUGUGUAAGAAAGGCUGCGGUUACUAUGGCAAUGCUGCAUGGCAAGGCCUGUGCUCCAAGUGCUGGAGGGAGGAGUACCAGAAAGCUCGGCAGAGGCAGAUCCAGGAGGACUGGGCCCUGGCUGAGAAGCUGCAGCGAGAAGAGGAGGCGGCUUAUGUCAGCAGUCACAGUUCCUCUCAGACCCAGCCCCCGCAGUCCCACUCUCAGCACUCUCUCGCCACAUUCUCCAAGUUUGAGGAGAAGAAAACCAAUGAGAAGACCCGUAAGGUCACCACCGUAAAGAAGUUCUUCAGCCCCUCCUCUCGCACGGCCCCUAAAAAAGUCCCCCCCGGAAAAGAAAGCGAGAAACGGGAGAAAGAGAAAGAGGAGAAGUUGCAGGGCAGGAGGGAGAGCCAUGGAGAAAACCUCCUGAGGGAUCUGAAGGGCAUUUUUACCCAACCCUGGGAGAUGGCCUCCCCCACUGAAGAGAGCCACGAGGGAAAAACACCCAGUCCUUCCAUCACCCGUCAGUCCAGCAUCGAGACCGAUCGCGUGUCACGAGACUUCGUGGAGUUUCUAAAGGCCUUACAGAAGCCCGGCAGAGAGAUCCACAAGCAGAGUCGUGGUUUCAUAGAGAGCAUGGGAAAUAAAAAGGAUCUGAGUGCUGAAGAGCUGUCUGAGUGUGUGCAGGACUUCUAUCAGAGCAUGUCUGACCGACUCUUGAAUCAUUUUAAAGGCUCCUCUGAGAAAGUGGACAGGGUAAUGGACCAAGUGGAAAAAUACAUCAUGACUCGACUCUACAAAAGCGUUUUCUGUCCAGAGACCUCGGAUGAUGAGAAAAAAGACCUGGCCACCCAGCGCAGGAUUCGGGCCUUACACUGGGUAACCAUUCAGAUGUUGUGUGUUCCUGUGGACGAGGAGAUCCCUGAAGUCUCUGAUAGUGUAGUCAAAGCCAUCACCGAUAUCAUUGAGAUGGACUCCAAGCGUGUGCCCAGGGAUAAACUGGCCUGCAUCACCAGUUGCAGCAAGCACAUCUUCAACGCCAUCAGGGUCACCAAGAACGAACCAGCUUCUGCAGACGACUUCCUACCCACCCUCAUCUAUAUCGUGUUGAAGGCCAACCCGCCACGGCUGCAGUCCAACAUCCAGUACAUCACACGCUUCUGCAACCCUUCAAGACUUAUGACUGGAGAGGAUGGAUACUACUUCACCAACCUGUGCUGUGCCGUUGCCUUCAUAGAGAAGCUGGACGCCCACUCGUUGAAUCUCAGCCCUGAGGACUUUGAGCGCUACAUGUCCGGUCAGGCUUCCCCUCGAAGGCAAGACGAUCCCGCAGCCUGGCCGCAGAGCGGCUCCCGUGUCAACCCAGCACUUAGCCAGAUCCAUCACAACCUCAAGCUCCUAUCCAACCUUGACAAACGACAGCAGCAGGUCAUCGAGGGGGCGCAGAACCUUCAGACCGAACUGGCAGAAUGGCAGGACAGCGUGGCUCGCGAGGUGCAGGAAAUCCUGGAGCGAUACCCGCUAGAGAUCAAACCACGAGCAUCCGCGAUCGAUGCGGAGAACGUGGAAAACGACAGGCUGCCACCUCCUCUUCAACCACAAGUAUUUGCGGGUUAGCGUAGCGGAGUGAAUAAGCCAACGACAUGGUCGUAGCAAGACGGGUAAAGCAUUUUUAAAUGCAGUGGCUGCUCUUGUCCAGGUUUUCCACUCUUUUUCUCUCUGUAUUUAGGAUGAGAUGGCUGUUGCCCAUUCCAUUUGUCUACUAAAUUUGCUUACACAGUCCCCGUCAUAUAUCUUCCACAAACAUAUUCCUGUCUGACAACACUUGCGCAGCUGAUUCAUAAAGGACGAGGCAGUUUGUGAAACUAAAUAAGCGUUCUAACCUGGCUUUAGAAGAUCUGGCAGUGGGUUGGUCUACCUUAAUAUGAGUUUUCUGAAUCGAAUAGCUGCUAAUACGUUCUCUUAAUGUGAUCAUACACCACAUAUCAGCGUUUCUCAUGUAGAUAAGUCAUGUUCACUGUAGGGUGUUUCACCCCCAUGCCUUAGUGUGUAUUUCUUUUGGAUGAAGGUUGUUUUAAGGAUAUAUAAAUUGUACUUACAUAGGAAAUUUGAUGUUGAACCCCAUGCAGAUUUUUAUCCUUUUAAAGGAAUUUUGACGUAUUUUGGUACAUUCCGAUAUUAAAUGCUUGGUCACAUAAUUGAUUAAAUAUUCUGUUGUGCGGAUGAUACAGCAAUAAACACUAUUUACAUAGGAAUUAUAGGUAUAAAGCUGUGCACUUGCUCACUUAAAUUUAUGCACUUCUGUCAUAGUGACCAAAGGUUGUACACACUUCAAAAAAAUUAACGAGUCUUGCAUUUGAUGUUGUCUGCAUUACAUAAGCCCAGUUUAAAUGUGAUCAAGUUUUAAUUUUAAUACUGCCCCAGCUGUAACUGUAACAGGUACUUAGCAAAACACUAUACUCAUGUGAAAAUAAUUGGUUUCACUCACAGUAAUGAUUUUCAUUUAUGACUGUGUGUGAUAUUUAAAUUGAACUGCUUUAUUUAUGAUGUAAAUAUAACGAGGUGUGUUA